Molecule: messenger RNA, 3204 nt
Organism: Toxotes jaculatrix (banded archerfish)
Lineage: Eukaryota; Metazoa; Chordata; Actinopteri; Toxotidae
Product: complement C1q tumor necrosis factor-related protein 6-like
Exons: 3
Coding region: 223-966 (247 amino acids)
Molecular function (GO): protein binding
Source: RefSeq, a predicted model, not a curated record
UUAAAUGGUCCAGGCGUUUGGUAUCUUCAGAUGUCAAAUAAAUGGACAGACACUUGUUGCCUGAAUCUGCAUGAAACUAGGAGGGAUCUAUAGGAAACAUCUCACAGCUCACUCACACACAGAGACAGAGAGACGGCUGCUGACUCAGGAAUUUCUCCCUCCUCCGUCCUGUGUUUCCUCAGCGGACUGAAGCGGCUGCAGACACGUGAACGAGGCACAGCCAUGUUGGGUGUCCUCCUCAUUCUGUCCCUUUCCUCCUUGGUGGCCCUGGUGCCUCCCCCAAAGGCUGCUCCUGCCCUCUGCAAGCACUGCUGUGAUCACCUGGACCCAGCAGAGGGCAGUGGAGCCCAGCCACCCAUGGGAGAAUUCAGCGUAGUGCCAGAGGUCCGCACCUACAUCAACAUGACCAUCCUCAAAGGUGACAAAGGAGAUCGUGGUGAAAGAGGGACACCAGGUAAAGCUGGACACGAAGGCCCUCCAGGAUCCAGGGGGCCCAUGGGCUCAAAAGGCACUAAGGGCCAAGCGGGUCUUCCAGGAGACCCCUGCAAAGUCCAGUACUCUGCCUUCUCUGUUGGCCGUCGCAAAUCCCUCCACAGCCUGGAGUCCUACCAGGCACUUGUGUUUGAUACGGCCUUCGUCAACCUUGACAGCCACUUCGACAUGUUCAAGGGGAAGUUCCUCUGCCACAUCCCGGGAAUCUACUUCUUCAAUGUCAACAUUCACACAUGGAACUUCAAGGAGACAUAUCUACACAUCAUGCAAAAUAACAAAGAGCAGGCCAUUGUUUAUGCCCAGCCCAGCGACCGCUCCAUCAUGCAGAGUCAGAGCCUGAUGCUGGAGCUGGAGAUGAACGACGAAGUGUGGGUCCGACUGUACAAGAGGGAGAGGGAGAAUGCAAUUUACAGUGAUGAUGUAGACGUCUAUAUCACUUUCAGUGGAUACCUCAUCAAAGCUGAGGAAAAAUGAAUAAGAGAGAAGACAAGCUGAGGAUUUGACUGUUGAGUUCAGUAAUAUUGAAAGCAAACAAACUGAACCGACGUGGGAAAAGAAAGAAGAAAUUCUAUUCAAAAUGAAAUUGUCCUGUUCUUCCCUCAGAUUUUUAGAUAAAAAAAAACAUCCAGCAUUGGGAAAUGUGAAGUAAACUGAAUACACUCAUCACCUAAAUAAAAAACUGUCAUAAGUUUAAAAGUGUGAGCAGGGGAUCCCCUCUCUUUACACUGGUUAGCUGUCAUAACAACAAAAGUCUUGCGCUCCUUCUUUAAAGGAAAUCAAAUUCAAAUGUUUGGAAAGCACACUAAAUUACCUCUCUUGCAGAGAGUUAAACGAGAACAUUGAUACCACUCACACCUCUGUACUUUAUGGCUGGCUAUUGCUAGCAGCUGGCCAACUUAGCUUAGCACGAAGAUGGGACACAGGUGGGAACAGUUAGCCUGGCUCUGUCCAAAGAUAACAAAAUCCACCUGUCACCCACUGUCUUACUGGUGGGUUAUGUGCCAGGGCAUGUUUUUUGGUUGGGAGCAGUGAUUUCUAGGAUUUUCUGGUUGCCACUGGCAACUGGUCCCACCUCAUAAAUAAUCUGGCACAUAACCCACCACUAAAAUAACAACACUUUGGAUUUGCUGUUUAGAUUUUGUUUCUUGUCUUUAUGCUUAGCUGAGCUAACCGACCGCUAGUCGUAACUUCUUAUUUAGCACACUGGCAUGAAGAUGGUAUCAAUUCUCUCAUUUAACACUAAACAUAAAUGUAAAUAAGCAUAUUUACCAAAAUGCCAAAAAAAAGAACUACUAAUGUUCCCUUGUCGACACAGUGCAAAACUGGAUGCAUUAACAACAUCAAUAAUAUUUUAGAGAUUUUCAGUCCCACAGACUAAUAAGAUUAUUGAUUAAUUAAGGCCUAAUUUGUCAUGCAUAAUUUGCAAUCUGUUUUCUUGCAGUGACAGAAAAUGAAAACUGAAAGGUGGCUGAUAUUUAGAACUGUCUCUCUGUCAGAAUAAACUAAGCAAUGACUUAUGUAGGAUAUGGUUACGAAAAAUACAUUUAGUUUGUGAACAGAAACAUUGGUAAUUUUUUGUAUGUUUUGUAUGUGGUGCUAAAAUAUGGUGCUAAUUGAACUUAUGUUGUGUAAGGACUAAACUGGCAGUUCUGAGUCCAUUUGAGUUUUUGAAAUCUCAGUUUUUACAGAAAGCAUAAUGUUCUCACCCAGUAAGAUACUGGUUUUGGAGUUUGAUGUUAUGGGGGAUAAUUAUGUUUUCCUUUUAAAGUGUACUUGAAUGGUUUGUGCUACACAAUUUUACUAAGCGGUGCUGAUCAUUCCUUCUCUCCCUGUGUUUUUAUCACAGUAUCAUGUAAACACAAAGUGGAUGACGAGUGGAUGAUUUUUGGAAGCCCAGUGUGACAUGAAGCAGUAACAGGCCAUCUGAUGAGUGAAAGGUAUAACUGACAUUAAUAAAUAAUAAACUGUAUACCGAAAUACAGUGACAUCAACUGUCAAUCCACAAAUAUCUCUUACAGUUAUCGUUAACAUUAGUACUAACAUGACUUAAAAUGUUAUUAUUAAUACAUCAGAAUAAUCACUAAUACCACUAUUGAUACUGUAAAAGAACAAUAAUCAAUAUGAAUUGGAGUUGCAUUAUCUGUGACCACGAGAAAGAACAAGAAGAUGACACUUUCAUGGUCAUUUCUAUUUGCUUGUUUAGUUGCUUAAACUUGAAAUAUUGACCAGAAGUAUUAACUACGGUAUCAUAUCUACCUUGACUUGUCUUUGAUGCUUUGAUGUGAGUUCCUCGCUGGUGGGCAGUGAACUCUCAUGUUUAAGCUCCAGCACAGCAAAGGCAGAAACAGUUUUCACCAGAAAUUCUCAUUGUUAAUGUUGUCGUUACGAUGUUAUAACACUUGUUAAUUCUAAGUAGCACACUAAUAAUUAUAUUGGCAUUAAAACUGUGUUUUAGCCACAGAUUGAAUGUAGUUCCUUACUGUGACCACUGGAGGGCAGUGAACACUCACUGUUUUAAAUGCUAUUAUGUCAACCUCAACAGAGCCACACUUCUGGUAAAAAUGCUCAAUAUAAAACAAGCAAAAUAAACAGCGGGGUUCAUGUUUAUGUGAAGACUUAUGUUCCUGCUCUAAAAGACACCAAUAUGAUGGUGACUAUUCAUCUGCCCUCUUGUUAUCAUACUUUUCUGUCUGCUAAUCAAUGAAUGCAGCU